Messenger RNA from Ochotona princeps (American pika), 1834 nucleotides. It is a transcript of the gene USB1, whose product is annotated as U6 snRNA biogenesis phosphodiesterase 1. Gene Ontology annotation, molecular function: 3'-5'-RNA exonuclease activity. Lineage: Eukaryota; Metazoa; Chordata; Mammalia; Lagomorpha; Ochotonidae. The coding region runs from base 101 to 898 and encodes 265 amino acids. The record is from RefSeq and is a predicted model, not a curated record. Gene Ontology annotation, biological process: U6 snRNA 3'-end processing. The transcript has 7 exons. Gene Ontology annotation, cellular component: nucleus.
UCUCGGGCUCCGCCUCCCGGGGAACUUCCGGCGCCGCGGAACUGCGGGGAGGCCGGUGAGGUUGCGGGCGGACCGUCCCCAGCUGGCGGAGCGCGGCCCCAUGAGCGCGGCGCCCCUGGUGGGCUACAGCAGCAGCGGCUCGGAAGAUGAAGCUGACGCCGCGCCGCCGUCCAGCCCCGGGGCCGGGGGCCGCGGAUGCGGCCGGAGCCCCCUUCCCAAGGAGAGAUUCCCAGUGCCCGAGAGCGUGCUGAGCAUGUUCCCAGGCGCUGAGGAGGGGCCUCAGGACGACCGGGCAAAGCACGGCGGGCGAAUCCGUAGCUUCCCCCACGAGCGGGGUAACUGGGCCACCCACGUCUACAUCCCCUAUGAGGCCGGAGAGGCAUUUCUCGAUCUGCUGGAUACAUUGCUGCACCACGCGCAGGUGCAUGUGCCACGACUGGUGGCCAUGGAGGCCUUCCACCUGAGCCUGUCGCAGAGUGUAGUCCUGCGCCACCACUGGAUCCUCCCCUUCGUGCAGGCGCUGAAGGAGCGCUUGGCCUGCUGCCAGCAAUUCUUCUUUACUGCCAACCAAGUAAAGAUUUAUACCAAUCAAGAGAAAACCAGGACCUUUGUAGGACUUGAGGUCACCUCAGGCCACACCCAGCUCCUGCACCUGGUAUCCGAGGUGGACAGAGUCCUGGAGGAGUUCGACCUCACCACUUUCUACCAGGACCCUUCCUUCCACAUCAGUCUGGCCUGGUGUGUGGGUGAUGCUCGCGUGCAGCUGGAAGGGCAGUGCCUACAAGAAUUACAGGAGAUCGUGGAUGAGUUUGAAGAUGCGGAGAUGCUGCUGCGGGUGCUCGCUGAGCAGGUCCGCUGCAAGUCUGGGAACAAGUUCUUCUCCAUGCCUUUGAAGUGAACCGCAGGGUCCGUCCAAGUCCAAGUCCCAGCCCCUCUGCAGAGCAGCAGAAGCAAAAGAGCCAGCAGCGUUCUCUCGGCCUCCCACUAGGAGGCGGUCGUCACCUUCCAGCCUGGCAAGAAGAGUAACCUAUGGGAGUCGGAUCCUCUCCUCGUCUUUUGGGUACAGGUUGGAUGCAGUGUAAUGUGGUCAUUUUCAGAAACCACCAGUAGAGGGUACCCUGAGCAUCCCAAUUCUUGCUCUGUGGCUAAUACCAAAAAAAAAAGUGGUGGGGAGCGGUGGAGGUCGCCCGAUUAUCCCACCCACACUCUGUCAGAAUCCCCAGGGUAGCUCCUCCAGGGAGCGGCCCUCCCAGCUUCUCCCACCCCUCCUGCAUCUGGAGGCUGUUGGCCUCACACCAGGACUUUGCAAGCUAUCAAGCUCAGCUCAUCCCUGGACAAGCCCAGCUCCCAGGCCCUAGGGCGGGUAAAUCAGCCUUCUUCCUUGAAGUCUGUAUUUGUUUACUUCUAAUCUAACUGCUAUGCCCUCAGGGGCAGUGGUACAGGGUGCUAAAGUGCAGCUCAGUAUCCAUUUUCUCCACUCCUCCCUCCCACUCGCCCCCAGCCAGGUGCCUGGGAAAGUGAGCAGAUGUUCAUGCUGGCCCGGCCGUGGCCAGGAGCCAGCCUGCCAACGUUGCUUGACCUCAGCUUCCCCCUCCGCUCUCCCAAAGCAGCCAUGAGGCACCUUCCCCCAUCAGUGUUGCCCUGCCCGUGGCCUCAGGGGUCUGAGGGACAGGUGGAGAGGGGACCAGGUAGCAAUGGAACCCUCACCAGGGCAAAGCUCUGGUCCUCCCCAGUCAUCGUCUGGACUUCCCGUGCUGGAUGAAGAAGUGGUUUUAUGUUGUAAUUUCAAAGUUUGUUCAACCAAUUAAAAAAUCACAAUUUUUUUAAAAACUUU